Molecule: messenger RNA, 429 nt
Organism: Cooperia oncophora
Lineage: Eukaryota; Metazoa; Nematoda; Chromadorea; Rhabditida; Trichostrongylidae
Source: the annotation of a GenBank genome assembly
AUGGAUUUAUUGGACGACCCGAAUAAGGACUACUUCGCUGAGCGAGUUGAGAAGAAGAAGGAGCGAGUAGCGAAAAAUGAGACACAACGUUUGAAAAAUCUCGCUCGUCAGAUGGGUUCGAAAAUGAGAAAAGGACCAUCGAUUGACGCUAGUAUAGGUAUUGGUGUUGCACCGGAAGAGAAAUCCAAAGAGCAGCUUCGUUUUGCCGUUGAUCGCGCUAAGACAGCUACUGCAUCUGCUGGAAAAUUUCAACGUCUUGCUAAAGGAGAGAAGGAGAAUGUUAAAACUGGAAAGAAGCGGAAGUUCCUGCCAAAUGAAGCGGGUGGUGAGAAACAGCACGCACUGGAAAUUUGGGAGAAACUCAAGAAUAAAAAGGCAAAAAUUGUUGAGGAGAAGGCAGCUGCCGUUGCUGGACCAUCGAAACAGUGA